AUGAUAUCAUCUUAUUUCAGAUAUUGGUGCCACUCCUGUCUUCAUGAAUUCCAGAACGCUAGUGAAAUGAUAAACUGCAUAUACUGUCAAAGUGAAUAUAUUGAAGAAAUUGACCCAAAUGAGCCUCAUCCUCAGCAGUUUGUGCCAGAAAUGAAUCGUCAACAAAACAGGCCUGUGGAUCCAAGGAUGAAUUUUAUGGUAUUUGGGUUCCAGUUGGUUCCUCCAAACAUCCAAGGCUUGAUGUCUAUGUUUGGGGCCAAUUCUGGUCCUUCACCUGCAAAUGAAGCUGCAAUUUCUAGAUGCAGCACAUUGAAAUUUGAAGAACUUUCUGAGGAUUGCUUAGACUGCCCAGUAUGCAAAGAUAAUUUUACUAAUUCUUUUUUAUGUUAUUUUUUAAAAAAAUAUUUGUGGAUUUAUUAUCAUUAAUUUUUUAAGGUAAAAACUCCAAAAAUGUAAGCAAUCAGACCUUUUGAAACUUCCAUGUAACCAUAUUUUCCAUAAAGAAUGCGUAGUAAAUUGGCUUAAAAGACGAAAUAGCUGUCCAGUGUGUAGAUUUGUGAUACCUACUUCUUAA
Molecule: messenger RNA, 574 nt
Organism: Blepharisma stoltei
Lineage: Eukaryota; Ciliophora; Heterotrichea; Heterotrichida; Blepharismidae
Source: the annotation of a GenBank genome assembly